This is a messenger RNA of Trichosurus vulpecula (common brushtail), 5497 nucleotides long. RefSeq names its product PHD and ring finger domains 1 (gene PHRF1). The coding region runs from base 178 to 5214 and encodes 1678 amino acids. The record is from RefSeq and is a predicted model, not a curated record. Lineage: Eukaryota; Metazoa; Chordata; Mammalia; Diprotodontia; Phalangeridae. The transcript has 18 exons.
CUGGCGGCGGCAGCGACGGCGGGGAUCUGGGCGGCCGCGGUCGGGGCCUAGUUAGGUAGCGAGAGCCGGGUCGGAGCAAAGCAGGAGUCGGAGCCGAAACCAGGGCCAGGGCCGGGCCGCAGCAGGCGGAGCGGAGCCGGAGCAGCGCUGUGGUCGAGCCGCCCCUGAUGUCCAGCCAUGGAUGACGACAGCCAGGACGAGCUCAUCAACAGGAACGCUGCGGCCCGAGGAGGCCGGGCCCAGGGCCGGGUGGUCAGCGAGGCGGAUGACAGCAGCGACGUGGGGCCCAGCGGAGACUCUGGGGAAGACACGGGCAGCGAGGGGGACGGAGAAGAGGAAGGAGAAGAAGGCUCGGACUGGGACAGCUCUGACCAGGACGACUCUGCCGACGAGCAGGAGAUGGAGGUGUCUUUGGAAGCCGCCCUGGAGCCCCCCAAAGGACAGUCGGGCGGUCCAGCCGGGGGCAAUGUCAGCUCCGACGAGGAUGCGGAGAGCUGCCCUAUCUGCCUCAACGUGUUCAGGAACCAGGUGGUGGGCACCCCGGAGAACUGCACCCACUACUUCUGUCUGGACUGCAUAGUGGAGUGGUCGAAGAAUGCAAAUUCCUGUCCCGUGGAUCGUAUUCUGUUCAAGUGGAUUUGCAUCCGGGCGAGAUUUGGUGGCAAGGUCUUGAAAAAGAUUCCCGUGGAGAGUCAGAAAGCCCUUCGGGCUGAGGAGGAUGAGGAAGACCCCACCUUUUGUGAAGUGUGUGGCCGAAGUGACCGUGAGGAUCGGCUGCUGCUCUGUGACGGCUGCGACGCCGGCUACCACAUGGAGUGUUUGAACCCCUCCCUGAGCGAGGUGCCUGUAGACGAGUGGUUUUGUCCCGAAUGUGUUGCCACGGCUGCCCCAGCGCUGCCCCGUGCUGCUGCCACCGAUGUGGAGCCUGUGAGUGAGGAGGAGGUGGCCUUGCUUUUGGUCGACGUGGUCCCCACCACCAGCCGACUGCGGCCCAAUGCAGGCCGGACUCGGGUUAUUGCCAGGACUCGCCAAAGUGAGAGGGUGAGAGCCACUGUGAACCGAAACCGGAUCUCCACUGCCCAGAGGAUUCAGCGGGUGCCCAGUUACCUCAUGUCAUCCCUCCUGGAUGAGACCAUCGAGGCUGUGGCCUCUGGCCUUAGCACUGCUGUGUACCAUCGGCCUUUGUCUCCUCGGACCCCAGUCAGACGGAAGAGGAAAACAGGGAGAAGGAAGAAAGUGUCUGGAAGAAAGAGAGCACCAUCCAAAUCCUCAGCGCAAAGCAAGACUUCAGGGACGCGACCCAAGAGACGCAAGUCCCGAGGGAAGAAAAGGAAAGGGCAGAGGAGUCGGGUGAAAACCGAAAUCACCGCUCGUUCUCGAAUCGCCAGGACACUGGGCCUCGGGAAACCCCUUCGAGGCGCCUCCAUCCCUUCUGUGUACAAGCCAGUCGAGCCCUCCCUGGGCUUCCUGCGAGCAGACAUCGGAGCAGCUUCCUUGUCUCUCUUUGGAGAUCCUUACGAGCUGGACCCCUAUGACAGUACUGAAGAGCUCCCAGCAAACCAGGCAUCUCCUCUGAGCACCAAGAGGCGGAUUCUUUCUGAGUCGGCCCUCAGAUCUCACCAACCUGUGGCUAGACCCAUUUCUAUGGGACUUUCCAGGAGGAGUGUUCCUGUUUCGGUCCCUGAGCAAGAUGUGGAGGAGGCUCCUGUCCCAGACCUCUUGGGGAGCAUCCUGUCUGGGCAGAAUCUCUUAAUGAUGAGCGGCUCUGAUGUGGUCAUCAAUCGAGAUGGUUCCCUCACAGCCCGGAAGGCAGCCCCGAUUUCCUUGCAGAGAAGCUCAACUGCUAAGUCCCAGGAAGAUAGAGAGGGCAGGAGCAGGGGUAGUGUUCAGCCCAGGACCUUGCAGUCAGGGACCUCAGCCACCCGCCUCAGUGCCGAUGUUUCUGAGCAUUUGGGCUUGAACUCGUAUGGGGGGGCUGCCACCAGCAUACUCUCUACUUCUUCCUCUUCCUGCCUCGGGGGAUUGGAGAAGUCUGUGAGCCCUUCCUCAAGUGUGCCCAGAAGGGCAGCUGUGAACUUAGAAUAUCCAAUGACCCCUCGCCCAGUUCAGACACAGAACUUGGCAAGUAGGAACAAACUGGGUUUAAAACCAAAUGUGACACCUCAGCUUGAUGGAGACAACAAGCGUCCUGUGUCAGUGACGUCUGAGUCCCCUAAGGUUUUGAAAAGGACAGUGAUGGGACAGCCCCUCCCACCAGCUCCUAGGAGAAUCGACAUCUCAGAGCUUCCCAGAAUACCAAAGAUGAAGAGAGAAGGUAGAGGUGGCAGCGACGGCCACGUGGACUCCAAGCCCACCGGUGGCAAGGGCGCAGACAUCCCCAGCUCCUGCAUCAACCGGCUCACUGGCCGGGAAGGCGGUGGCCAGCCUGCCCGAGGGGGUCGCGUCGAGAACAAGCCCAGUGGCCGCGAUUCCCAGGAGCCCAAGACGCACUCGGGCGGCGGCGCCAGCGGCCCAGGCUCCCACAGUAGCCUCGCUCCGUUUGGACCAUCCCGAGGCAAAGGCCUGGGUUCUUCCUUUGAAAGCUUCAGAAUUAACAUCCCAGGGAACACGGCGCACGCCAGCAGGCUCCCGAACCCCGGCUUCUGUAACACCUUCCGGCCAGUCGACAGUAAGGUCCAGCGCAAGGAGAACCCUUCGCCCCUCUUCUCAAUCAAGAAAGCCAAGCAAAUCAAAAGCGAGAUUUAUGACCCCUUUGACCCCACAGGGUCAGAUUCGAGCUCCCCCAGCAGCAGCCCUGAGAGGCUUGGGGCAGGGCUCCUGCCCUCUGAGAUCACCCGCACCAUCUCCGUGGACAGUCCAAAGGUCCCGGCCUUCCAGACUGUCCGCUGCGUGACCUCAUACACAGUAGAGAAUGUCUUUGGGUCAGGCUCGGACCCAUCUGACGGGCCGUCCUCCAGCCACCCUGAGCGGAUCUCCAUGGGCACAUCUGACCUGGAGAAGAUGGAGGAGGAGGAGCCCGGAAACAGCCCCUGCGCCUCCACCGCCGUGCGGCGGCGACUGUCGGAGCGGGAGCCUUUGGAGGCGGAUGGCCGUGAGCGGCGCAGCACCUUCUUUGACUCAGAGGAGCGGACCGUGACAUGCGUGACCAUUGAGCCGGUCUCGCCCUCGGAGGAGGAGGAGGAGGAGGAGGAGGAAGACCAACCUCUAGCCACCACCCACAGGAUUGUUGAGAUUCAUUCCCCUUCUCGGUCGCGCUCCAACUCCAGCUCACGCAGCCGCAAGAAAGCCAAGCGGAAAAAAACAUCCGCCAAGGAGCACAAGAAGACUCGGUCCCGCUCUCAUUCGCAUUCUCACUCGCGGGAGAGAAGCUCGCGGUCCACAUCCUGGUCAGUUGAGGAGGACUACGCCAAAAAGCACCGGUUCAAGGCCAAGCCACGGAGGUCAUCCAGCGACCGCUCCAGUAGCCACGACAGAGCCAAGAAGAAGAGAGCCAAGGACAAGAGCAAGGAGAAGAGGAAGGGCCCGUGGUCCCGGGACCGCCGAAAGUCCCGGUCACGCUCGGGGAGCCCUGGCAGUUCUUCUUACGAGGUCUGCGAGAGCCGCAAAAAGAGGAGGAGGAGGUCGAGCUCCCGCGGCCGGGGCCGAGAGGGCUCACGGUCCAGCAGCACUGAGAGAGCCCGGAGGCACAAGCAUCGGAGACAGAAGAGCUUUGAGCGCUAUGAGAAAAAGGAGAGGAGCUCCCGGCCCCGAGACAGGAGAAGCUCCCGCUCACGAUCGAGGGAGAGGAGAAAAUGGAGGUCGCGCUCUCCUUCGGCCUCCAGAUCCAGAGAGCACAAAAGAGCCAGGUCCAGGGAGAAGCGUCCCCGCUCUCGUUCCCGAUCCAGGGACAGGAAACAGCCUGGGAAAGACAUGUCUCCACCGCCUGUACAGGAGAAGGAGGCCAAGGUGGCUGAGGAGAGCUCCCCGCCCAAACUGCCAGUCCUAGGCCAGGUCGAUGGGCCACAGGCCCCCCCGGCUGCUGAAGAGACGAUACCUGAAGCCCCAGCCCAGCCCGAGGUGCCUGAGGAGGUUGCUGCUGAUGACCUCGACUAUGGAGAGACUGUGGAGGCAGAGCACGUCUUUGACGACUUCUCCAGCGAUGCCGUCUUCAUUCAGCUUGAUGAUAUGAGCUCCCCCCCAUCCCCAGAAAGCACAGACUCCUCCCCAGAAAGGGGCCUCCUGCUUCCCCCGGCUCUGCCAGUGGCCAGUGGCCAGUGCAGUCUGAGCUUCGGGCCAGGCACUGCUGCCAAAGGUGAGCCCCCCCCAGAGCCUCCAGUGCCCUCAGAGGGCCCAGGGGAGGCUGCUCCAGAGAACCAGGUUGGAGAGAUGAUGAUGGUGGAAGAAGAAGAGGGCCCUGUGGUCAGCGAAGAGGUCAGUGAGGCUGAGAUGGAAGUCACUUCUCAAAUCCCCUUGCUGAAAUCUAAAGCUUUGGUGAAGAGGGUGACUUGGAACCUCCAGGAGGAAGAGGACAGCGCAGUGGGCCCAGAGCCCGAGCCAAGGGCACCAUUCUACAAGCUGCCAAGAUCCCUGGAAGGGGCCUGGAAAGCUGAGGAUUCGAACCCCAGCCUAAAUCAGGUGCAGUCCCGUGAGCCUCCUCCCACCAAUUACAUGGUCGCUGAGCCCAUGUUUCCUGACCUAGAUUGCUCUCAGGUUUACAGUCCCAACAUGCCUCUGACCCCGACUCUGCCCCCAAGCGUGCCGCCUUAUGCCCCGGUCAGCCAGCCCACCGUGCAGUUUAUCAUGCAGGGCAGCCUGCCCCUCGCGGGCUGCGGGGCAGGACAGAGCCUGACCCCGGAGCCAGCCACACUGGCCGCAGCCUCUGAGCCAGGCAGCCAGGCACUGGCCACAGGCGACUCGGACGAGAAGACACCCAAGCCAGCGGCCGAGAAGACAAAAAACGAAGAGUACAUGAAGAAGUUGCACGUGCAGGAGCGGGCCGUGGAGGAGGUGAAGCUGGCCAUCAAACCUUUCUACCAGAAGCGCGAGAUCACCAAGGACGAAUACAAGGAUAUUCUUCGCAAAGCUGUGCAAAAGAUAUGUCACAGCAAAAGCGGGGAGAUCAACCCCAUGAAGGUGGCGAACCUAGUCAAGGCCUACGUGGAGAAAUACAAACAUAUGAGGAAACACAAGAAGAUGGCAGAGCCUGAAGAGGAGCCCCACGAAGCGGAGAGCUGAGGCUGCCACAGCACUCAGGCACCACCCUGCCCCAAGCGCGGCGGGCACAUGCAGUGACCAACAUUAAACUCUGGGCUCAUGAAAGCACCGCCGUCUGCAGGGUUUCCUUUGGUCUGGGCCCCUGUCUUGGUCUCAGUGUCAAAGGGGACAGCUUUUUUUUAAUAUAUAUAUACAUAUAUAUAUAUAUAUAUAUAUAUAUAUACAGUAACUAUAUAUUCUAUAGACACUCUGUUUUCAUUGUGUUCUAAUUUAUCAAAACAUGGAUUGUCUUUAGAAACCUGAA